This is a messenger RNA of Esox lucius (northern pike), 2876 nucleotides long. It is a transcript of the gene fzd1, whose product is annotated as frizzled class receptor 1. Gene Ontology annotation, cellular component: plasma membrane. The coding region runs from base 352 to 2019 and encodes 555 amino acids. The transcript has a single exon. Lineage: Eukaryota; Metazoa; Chordata; Actinopteri; Esociformes; Esocidae. Gene Ontology annotation, biological process: non-canonical Wnt signaling pathway; canonical Wnt signaling pathway. The record is from RefSeq and is a predicted model, not a curated record. Gene Ontology annotation, molecular function: Wnt receptor activity; Wnt-protein binding.
UCUCAGAGAAAGCACGGCGCCUGGAAAACAGGUUUCUGCUUCGCAGAGAGGGGCUUUCAGUCAGGCAACUAAAGUAGGCAGCAGAGAACCCGUGCUGAAGAACAGUCCAGGCCAGUGUUUUGAGUGUAGGAGAUUUUUUAUUUCAAAUUCUUUCUGCGCUAUUCAUUGCUGGACUUUUAACAUAUUCACGCAACGACCGACGAUAAGCAAAAACAACCUAAAGUUACGCAGUAAGGAAGUACGUUUACGAGGAAAGGAAAACCAAACAAAGAAAGGAAAUUUGCGUACUGUUGAAGUACAGUUUUGUAAGCUGGAGAGCUGGCUAGUUUGGGAAGAAACACCAAAUAUAGUAUGGCUGUGCGCAAUGAUUUCAUAAUGACUUAUAAACCGUUUAUAUUUUUUCAGCUGUUUUUAUUGAUAAGUUUGGGAUCUAUUCGGGCAUACGGACAGAAUGGCGACCGGGGAAUGUCUAUUCCGGAGCACGGUUUUUGUCAGCCGAUUUCUAUUCCACUUUGUACGGACAUCGCAUACAACGAGACUAUCAUGCCAAAUUUACUGGGACACACAAACCAGGAGGACGCAGGGCUCGAGGUACACCAGUUUUACCCGCUUGUAAAAGUUCAAUGUUCUCCUGAUUUAAAGUUUUUUCUUUGCUCUAUGUAUGCGCCUGUAUGCACAGUACUUGAGCAGGCACUUCCCCCGUGUAGGUCAUUGUGCGAGAGGGCGAGACAGGGCUGCGAGGCGCUCAUGAACAAAUUCGGUUUUCAGUGGCCGGACAGCCUCGCUUGUGAGUCUUUCCCUGUUCACGGUGCUGGUGAGCUGUGCGUCGGGCAGAAUGUGUCUGAUAAAAGCACACCAGUCAAUCCCACCCCUGAUGUAACGGACCCAACGCAUGUCACUGGGAUUGUAAAAGGACAGUUCAAGUGCCCGGCGUCUCUCAAAGUCCCCAGUUACAUGAAUUAUCGCUUUCUUGGUGAGGAUGACUGUGGUGCACCGUGCGAGCCAAAUAAAUCCAACGGUAUGAUGUACUUCAACGAGGAGGAGUUGAAGUUCGCCAGAAUAUGGAUAGUAAUAUGGUCCGUGUUAUGUUGUGCAUCGACCUUAUUCACCGUUCUAACCUAUCUGGUGGACAUGAAACGCUUCAGUUACCCUGAACGCCCUAUUAUUUUCUUAUCCGGUUGUUACACCAUGGUAUCCAUUGCCUACAUAGUUGGAUUUCUCCUUGAGGACAAAGUGGUCUGCAAUGAUAGGUUUGACAAUGACAUUAGGACUGUGGUGCAGGGUACUAAAAAAGAGGGCUGCACCAUUCUCUUUAUGAUGUUGUAUUUCUUCAGCAUGGCCAGCUCUAUCUGGUGGGUCAUUCUGGCCCUUACCUGGUUCUUGGCAGCAGGUAUGAAGUGGGGUCAUGAAGCAAUUGAGGCCAACUCUCAGUACUUCCACCUGGCAGCGUGGGCAGUGCCUGCUAUUAAGACCAUCACCAUCCUAGCAGUGGGUCAGGUAGAUGGGGAUGUCCUGAGCGGCGUGUGCUUUGUGGGCAUCAACAGUGUGGAUGCUCUCAGAGGCUUCGUCCUGGCGCCUCUCUUUGUUUACCUCUUCAUUGGCACCUCAUUCCUCCUUGCUGGCUUUGUCUCCCUAUUCCGGAUCAGAACCAUUAUGAAGCAUGAUGGCUCAAAAACAGAAAAGCUGGAGAAGCUGAUGGUGAGAAUAGGGAUCUUCAGCGUGCUCUACACUGUACCUGCCACAAUUGUCAUUGCCUGCUAUUUCUAUGAGCAGGCCUUCCGGGAGCAGUGGGAGAGGACGUGGAUUAGUCAGACGUGUAAGACGUACGCUGUGCCCUGUCCGGCCUACCCGCACCACAAUAUGAGCCCAGACUUCACAGUAUUCAUGAUCAAAUACCUCAUGACUCUGAUUGUGGGGAUAACAUCAGGGUUCUGGAUAUGGUCUGGAAAGACACUCAACUCAUGGAGGAGGUUUUACACAAGACUGGCUAACAGCAAACAGGGUGAGACUACAGUGUGAGUGGUCUGGGGUGGUUGAGGACUCUGUAUGUACAGUAGCUUAUGCUGGGCGUCCCCCAAACACACAAAAAAACUGUUUGUUCACAGACUGAUUGAAUGAUAAUCAUUUUUUUGGACUUAAUUGCCAUGCAGAGACACUAUUAGAUAUUAUGUUUUUACUGUAUAUAAAAGAUUCUGUGAGAUUUUUGUAAGUAUAUAUUUGUAUUUAAAGAUCAAAAUUGUCUUUCGUUGUAAGUCUCAAUUAUAACAAACACUUCUUUUACACACUCUGGACAUAAUGGAAUUGUAACUUCCUAAUUAUGAUAAAGAGCCUACUCACUAAGCAGUAAGCAUUAUAGUUAUGGUUGUCUUAUGACCUGAGUUGGCUUAGCCCCUGCUGGGAGAAGCUAGUUGCUGUCUUUGAUCAGUGGACUGGCUGACUCUGAACAUUGCUUCUAUUCUAGGAAGCAGAGUCCCGUGAAACACAAGUGCUUCCUCGUGGGUCCUUAUUCCCUAUUAAUCGGCUAUUCUUUCUGCCCGACUUUUCUCUUCUGUUCCACAUAUUUCUAAAUGCCUGGGAUUUCAUGGUUUUCAAAAUAAUAAUCAGCAAUUUUACUACAAGAGAGGCAGUAUAGGUAUGUGAUUAUAUGCACUGUGUAGACUACAUGACAUGAAUCAUCUUAAUACAAAUGAAUGAGGAAAUGUCGACCCUGAAUAAAGCACAAAUAAUUGCACCAAAGUUUAAAGGUGUCUCUUGAUAAUUAAAACAAAAUAUGUAAAUAGAAUGACGGUUAAACAUUGUGCAGGAUCAAAAACAUGUUUCAGGAUAAAAAAUGUAUUUUUUUUUACUUCAGAUAAACUGCACAUUACCAGAAGAGA